This is a messenger RNA of Linum tenue, 1317 nucleotides long. The record is from the annotation of a GenBank genome assembly. Lineage: Eukaryota; Viridiplantae; Streptophyta; Magnoliopsida; Malpighiales; Linaceae.
AUGGGGAAAAUUGACAAUGGAAAACAGAACACAGAAAAGGUCUUCCAAGUGAAGAAAGGGAAUCCAACUUUGGUCCCGCCGGCAGUGGACACCAAUCAGGGAAGCGUUUACUUCCUCUCCAACGUCGACGACGACUUGACCAUCAUCCGUACGCUCUACUGCUUCAAGUCCGGCGGCCAGGAGGCCGGAGAGGUGAUCAAGAACGCCCUGAGCAAGGCUCUGGUUCACUACUACCCUCUGGCCGGCCGGCUGAUCCUCUCGCCGGAGGGUGGGUUCGCUGUGAAUUGCACCGGCGAAGGGGUUGUGUUCAUUGAGGCGGAGGCCGACUGUGGGUUGGAUGACGUUGAUUUUUCCAAGCCGGAUAAGACUACACGUGGCAAGCUGGCUGCCUUUGAUGUUCCUGGCGUUGGGAACAAAUUCGAGAUCCCUUUGAUGGCUCAGGUAACCAAAUUCAAGUGUGGAGGAUUCGUGCUGGGGAUCUCCUUCAACCACGUACUUGCCGACGGCCAAGCCGCCGCGGAAUUCAUCGUUUCUUGGGCUGAAACAGCAAGAGGAUUGCCCAUAUCCGUCCCGCCAUUUCUCGACAGGACGAUUCUCAAAGCUCGAACCCCGCCAAAAAUCGAGUUUCGCCAUUCCGAAUUCGAACCCAUCGAAGACAAAUCCUCUGCCACCAACGACUUCUCCAACGAAGAGAUAAUGGUGUACAAGUACCUCAAGUUCACCCCGCAAAUGAUCCAAACGGCGAAAUCCAAAACAACCGGAUUAUUGACAAAACCCUGCUCCACCUACGAAGCCCUCUCGGCCUUCGUGUGGAGAGCUCGAACUCAGGCGCUCAAUACGGCGCCGGAUCAGCUUACUAGAAUCUUACUUGUCGUCAACACGCGGGGGAGAUUCGAGCCGCCUCUGCCAAAGGGGUAUUUUGGGAAUGCGAUAAAGUUCACCCCGGCCCACAGCUUGGCGGCGGAGCUGGUCCAAGAGCCGCUUUCCCACGCCGUGGUCAAAAUUCGGGAGGCGGUCAGGAGCGUGAACGAUGGGGUUUUGAGGUCGACGAUCGAUUACUGCGAGGCGACGAGAGCGAGGCGGCCGAGGGGUUGCAGCACGGUGACGGCGACGACGUGGUCGAGCUUGUCGUUCUCCGCGACGGAUUUCGGGUGGGGAGAGCCGGUUCUGAGCGAGCCGGUGGAGAUCCCGUCGGAUGAUACGGUGGUGUUUUUGAGCCACCCGACAGAGAAAGUGAGCUUUAAUGUGUUUCUUGCUUUGCCGAUUUCGGCGAUGGAUAAGUUCGAGGAAAUGGUGCAGGAGGAGCUCUGUAGUUAG